This is a messenger RNA of Neoarthrinium moseri, 1515 nucleotides long. RefSeq lists its product as uncharacterized. The record is from RefSeq and is a predicted model, not a curated record. Bases 1 to 1515 code for a protein of 504 amino acids. The transcript is spliced from 5 exons. Lineage: Eukaryota; Fungi; Ascomycota; Sordariomycetes; Amphisphaeriales; Apiosporaceae. Gene Ontology annotation, molecular function: DNA binding; DNA-binding transcription factor activity, RNA polymerase II-specific; zinc ion binding. Gene Ontology annotation, biological process: regulation of DNA-templated transcription; DNA-templated transcription.
AUGCAACAAGCGUCAAUCAAGAAGCGUCAGCGCGCGUCGCGGGCCUGCGACUUCUGUCACAUGAGGGGACUCAGAUGUCGCUGGAAGACGCCUGGAUCCUCGCAGUCCACCUUGAAUGAUUCUAGGCAAGCAGGCUCUUCAGGGUGCCUGACGUGUGAGGACUAUGGCGCUGAGUGUACCAUGAAGAGGCCUGUGCAAAAGCGCGGCAGAAAGUCGACUGCACCAAACCCUCGAACGACUGAGAAUGUUCACACUUCAGAAGAUUUUGACCUUCAGAUGCCGAGCCCCUCGACCUGGUUGUAUGGUGCCUUGUCAUCGUGGGAAGAAAUCAAUUUUCGCUCAAUUGAUAUUGUCAAGCGUCUGGUGAGAAUAUACCAUGAUACUAUGUAUCCAAACUUUCCGUUCUUACCCGAGAAAGAUCUCUUGUCUCGGUGGGAUGAGUCUAUUCCAGACCCGGAUAGCCCGUCUUACAUGUUGCUCAUGGCACUCUGCGCCGUCAGCUCGCAAACCGCAUCAUUGAAUGCUGUGUUUGAUAACUCGCUCCUUCAGGGUGUCGUUAUUCCAGAUUCCGAGAAUUACUUCUACGAAGCGACGUCGAAGAUCCCUUUCCGUAUCGUGCAAUGCACAGACCUGGACUACCUGCGAUCAUUCGGCUUACUAGCCGUAUACUCAAUUCAACGUGGGAAUCAUAGCGACCUGCACCGGUACCUCGCUUUGUACCAUGCGCUUGUUGCACAACACGGAUUCCACGAGGAAAGCCGAUGGCCUGCAGAUCUCUCAAUAUCUGAUAUCGAUGACCGUAGAAGGCUGUUCUGGUGUAUGUAUAGACUAGAGAUACACUCGGCAUGCAUACUUGGUCAUGUUGUGCGGAUGCCAGAGUCGCAAGUUACCGUCUUUUAUCCGCGGAUAACCCCAUCAACUGAAGCAGAUGCGCAAGCCUGGAUCUCAGGCUGGGACUACAUCACGGAUCUCUUCAGAUUACUGGAGUACGCCAUUUUCUGCCUGAGAGCUUGCAAGUCACGCAAGGCCGUUUUGGCACCGUUUUGCGACCGACCAUCUCCUGCAACCCUACUUGAUGCGCUCGCACGUCUGAAAGCCGGAAAGCCCCGCAUACUUCUGGGAUUGGCGCAAGAUCAGAAUGACUUUCAGAGCAACAGAUGCAGAUACCUAGCUGUUCAAAUUAUGUGUACCGAAACUCUUGUGAACAUCAUGGCUUUACUGUAUUGUCAAGCUCCCGCCGAUGAGAUGAUGAAUCUUGUUGAAGAGUUUCUCAAGGAGGUGACGAAAGUAUCCCUCAUACUCUUCAAGGUUUCAGGCAGUCCCCUGGUUCAUCAACUUGUGGGGGUCGGACAUAUGCUCCAUAACGCUUCGCAGCAAGACAAUGGUCGGUUCCUAGGACAAGCUAAACGAUUGAUCAUGAAUCUGAGCAAUCUUGUCAAGAGCUUGAAAGACCACAUACCAUCAGCUGCAGAUUCUGGCGACAGAUUAUGGAAGCUGGCCGAAGGUACAUCUUAG